Melanaphis sacchari is the source of this 723-nucleotide messenger RNA. RefSeq names its product 39S ribosomal protein L43, mitochondrial (gene mRpL43). Gene Ontology annotation, cellular component: mitochondrial large ribosomal subunit. Bases 90 to 662 code for a protein of 190 amino acids. The record is from RefSeq and is a predicted model, not a curated record. The transcript has a single exon. NCBI's taxonomy places the organism in Eukaryota, Metazoa, Arthropoda, Insecta, Hemiptera, Aphididae. Gene Ontology annotation, molecular function: structural constituent of ribosome. Gene Ontology annotation, biological process: mitochondrial translation.
UCAAUACAUUUUUCUAACUCCAAUCAUAAUAUCUAUAGUUUUUAAAUCAAAAAUUAAUAAUAAAUAUUUUGAAUACUCAUUGUCAAACAAUGUCUAGCAGUCGUUUUACUCCAAGAGGUUUUCCUAGAGUUCCGCUUCAAAAUGGUAUUGGACGUUAUAUAUGUCAAUUGAAAAGAGUCACAUUAAGAUUUUGUAAGAGCAGUGGAUCUAGUCGGGGAAUUCGUGAUUUCAUCGAAACUGAUCUAAUACAUUAUGCACAAGACCACCCAGGUACAGCUGUGUACUUGAAGCCUCGUCGUCACAAGUCUCCUUCAUUUGUUGCCGAAUAUUUAAAUGGUGAACGUGAAGUAGUCAGCUGUCACAAUUUUACUGCACAAGAAAUGAUCAAGUGGUUAAAUUUAUACACCACUCGAUCUGGUAUACCGCUUAUGAGGUAUGUCAAAAUGUGGCAUACAGAGUGCCCUUCUAUUCAAGGAGUCUGGAGUCCAUUUACAAAUAAGGACCCAGCAUUAAACAUUACACAGUUUCCAUCUAAGAUUUUAUCAAGGCCUGUAUGGGAAGAAAAGUCAGCAACAGAAGAAUUAUUAGAAAUGAUAAAUAAACAAAAAAUCAGUGAUGAAAAUAAUGAUGAUACACAGAAGGUUCAAACAGCUCAUAUGUAAAUUAGAAGUUUUCAAAAAAUUGUUAGUUACUUGAUUUAAUAAAAUACUGUCCUUCAUUUUA